AAGAAAUUCAGUUCAGAGAGGAGAGAGGAGAGGGAGAAGGAGAGAGGGGCAGAGGAGAAGGGAGAGAGGGAGAGCAUGCAAGACAGGAAGGAGCGCCUUAGAGUCUCUGAAGCACGAAAGAGAUAACCGAUUAGGAAUUUUUCGGGCAACUGUCAUCCCGGAGAGCAGCCAGAGAAUCACCAUCACCCCAACUCUGACGUUUCCUACCAGAAGUUAGACUUAAGCAGUAUUGACAUCGGAGGGAAAUGGUAUGCCUGAUGCUGUGGAAAAUACCCCUGAGCUGAAGAAGUGCAACUGGAUGUUGUGUGUGUGUUAAAUACCAGAAGAGCCCAGACCCCGUGGUAAUAGAGACGAAAAUGUGAAGAGAAUGACUAACGACAAAUCUGUGAAUUUGUUCUCUGGAGUUGCUAAUUUGCCAGCCCGAAGCAACACAAUUCACAAGGAGGAAACGUUUUGCUGCUUCUGAUUUCUCCCCAAACUGGUGCUACCAGAUGCAUGGCUUUCUAUGUGUUGGAACAAAUCAUUCCUAACUGCAGCAUACCGGGAAAGGGGAAAGGUUGAGGCAACUAACUGGCUGUCUCCAAAUAAGCGAUGAGAUGUAAUGCAUCCUCCAGUCCAUGCACGCUUCCUCUUGCAAUUCGUGCAUCAUUCCUCAGUGGAGACCUUUAAACCCUAAAAUCCAGGAAAAGAAAAUAAAUACAUUAUCAUGGACCUGAGGGAUUUUUACCUGUUGGCUGCUCUGAUUGCCUGUUUAAGGCUGGAUUCCGCAAUAGCUCAAGAACUUAUUUACACUAUUAGAGAGGAAUUGCCUGAAAAUGUGCCCAUAGGAAACAUACCAAAGGAUCUGAACAUUUCUCACAUCAAUGCUGCCACAGGGACCAGUGCCAGCCUUGUCUACAGACUGGUUUCUAAAGCUGGGGAUGCCCCUUUGGUGAAAGUAUCCAGUAGCACUGGGGAAAUUUUCACAACCUCCAAUAGAAUAGACAGAGAAAAACUCUGUGCUGGAGCCUCUUAUGCUGAGGAGAAUGAGUGUUUCUUUGAACUUGAGGUAGUGAUCCUCCCCAAUGAUUUUUUCAGGCUGAUCAAAAUAAAAAUAAUUGUCAAGGAUACCAAUGAUAAUGCCCCCAUGUUUCCAUCCCCUGUCAUCAAUAUUUCCAUUCCAGAAAACACUUUGAUCAACAGCCGCUUUCCAAUUCCAUCAGCAACAGAUCCUGACACAGGCUUCAAUGGUGUACAGCAUUAUGAAUUGUUAAAUGGGCAGAGUGUUUUUGGACUGGAUAUCGUGGAAACUCCGGAGGGAGAGAAGUGGCCGCAAUUGAUUGUUCAGCAAAACUUGGACAGAGAACAGAAAGAUACCUAUGUGAUGAAAAUCAAAGUAGAGGAUGGAGGCACUCCACAGAAAUCCAGCACGGCCAUACUGCAGGUCACAGUAAGUGAUGUAAAUGACAACAGGCCAGUGUUUAAAGAGGGUCAAGUGGAGGUGCAUAUUCCAGAGAAUGCUCCUGUGGGCACCUCUGUAAUUCAGCUCCAUGCCACUGAUGCAGAUAUAGGCAGUAAUGCUGAAAUCCGGUACAUUUUUGGUGCCCAGGUCGCCCCUGCAACCAAAAGGCUCUUUGCUUUAAAUAAUACUACUGGACUGAUUACAGUUCAGAGGUCCCUAGAUCGAGAGGAGACAGCCAUUCACAAAGUGACAGUGCUGGCUAGUGAUGGCAGCUCCACUCCUGCUCGAGCAACGGUUACCAUCAAUGUCACUGAUGUAAAUGAUAACCCUCCUAACAUAGACCUCAGGUACAUUAUAAGUCCCAUCAAUGGCACAGUGUAUUUAUCUGAGAAAGAUCCUGUCAAUACAAAGAUUGCCCUAAUUACAGUUUCAGAUAAGGACACAGAUGUGAAUGGCAAAGUGAUCUGUUUUAUUGAAAGAGAGGUCCCAUUUCAUUUGAAGGCAGUAUACGAUAACCAAUAUUUGUUAGAGACCUCCUCUUUGUUGGACUAUGAGGGCACCAAAGAAUUCAGCUUUAAAAUUGUUGCCUCUGAUUCUGGGAAACCCAGUUUAAAUCAGACUGCCCUGGUAAGGGUUAAGCUUGAGGAUGAAAAUGACAACCCACCAAUUUUCAACCAGCCUGUAAUUGAGCUGUCAGUUUCUGAAAACAACCGACGUGGGUUAUACUUAACAACUAUUAGUGCCACAGAUGAAGACAGUGGGAAAAAUGCGGACAUUGUUUAUCAGCUUGGACCGAAUGCCUCCUUCUUUGAUUUGGACCGAAAGACAGGAGUUUUGACAGCCUCCAGAGUCUUUGACAGAGAAGAACAGGAGCGGUUCAUUUUUACGGUAACUGCCAGGGACAAUGGAACCCCUCCCCUCCAAAGCCAAGCGGCCGUGAUAGUUACUGUUCUGGAUGAGAAUGACAAUAGCCCCAAGUUUACUCAUAAUCAUUUUCAAUUUUUUGUGUCUGAGAAUCUGCCAAAGUAUAGUACUGUGGGGGUAAUCACAGUGACAGAUGCAGAUGCUGGAGAGAAUAAAGCUGUGACUCUCUCCAUUCUAAAUGACAAUGAUAAUUUUGUGCUGGAUCCCUAUUCUGGAGUCAUAAAGUCAAAUGUCUCAUUUGAUAGAGAGCAGCAGAGUUCCUACACUUUUGAUGUCAAAGCCACUGAUGGAGGACAACCACCUCGUUCCUCCACUGCAAAAGUAACUAUCAAUGUCAUGGAUGUCAAUGACAAUAGCCCAGUUGUCAUUUCUCCACCUUCCAACACUUCUUUUAAGUUGGUACCCCUCUCAGCCAUUCCUGGCUCUGUGGUAGCAGAAGUUUUUGCAGUGGAUAUCGACACUGGGAUGAACGCCGAACUGAAGUAUACAAUUGUAAGUGGGAACAACAAAGGCUUGUUUCGGAUCGAUCCAGUAACAGGUAACAUCACUCUGGAAGAGAAGCCAGCACCUACUGAUGUGGGCUUGCACCGUUUGGUGGUCAAUAUAAGUGACCUGGGAUACCCUAAGUCUUUGCACACACUCGUGCUUGUUUUUCUUUACGUUAAUGACACCGCUGGGAAUGCCUCCUAUAUCUAUGACUUGAUUCGCAGGACUAUGGAGACCCCACUGGAUAGGAACAUAGGGGACAGUAGCCAACCCUAUCAAAAUGAGGACUAUCUCACCAUCAUGAUUGCCAUCGUCGCAGGGGCCAUGGUGGUCAUAGUGGUGAUCUUCGUCACCGUCCUGGUGCGAUGUCGCCAUGCAUCGAGGUUCAAAGCAGCUCAGAGGAGCAAGCAAGGUGCUGAGUGGAUGUCCCCAAACCAGGAGAACAAACAAAACAAGAAAAAGAAAAGGAAGAAAAGAAAGUCUCCCAAGAGCUCUCUUUUGAACUUUGUUACAAUUGAAGAGUCCAAACCUGACGAUGCAGUUCACGAACCUAUCAAUGGGACAAUAAGCCUGCCCGCUGAGCUGGAGGAGCAAAGUAUAGGAAGAUUUGACUGGGGCCCAGCCCCUCCAACAACCUUCAAGCCUAACAGCCCUGACCUGGCCAAGCACUACAAAUCUGCUUCUCCACAGCCUGCUUUUCAUCUUAAACCAGACACUCCGGUUUCUGUGAAAAAGCAUCAUGUGAUUCAGGAACUCCCUUUGGACAACACCUUUGUCGGGGGUUGUGACACCCUCUCCAAACGCUCUUCCACUAGUUCAGAUCACUUCAGUGCCUCAGAGUGCAGUUCCCAAGGAGGCUUCAAGACAAAGGGCCCCUUACACACCAGACAGUGUAACUCACACAGCAAAAGUGACAAUAUUCCUGUCACUCCUCAGAAAUGUCCCAGCUCUGCGGGUUUCCACAUUCAGGAGAAUGAAGAAAGCCAUUACGAGUCGCAGCGCCGCGUUACGUUUCACCUCCCCGACGGCUCCCAGGAAAGCUGCAGUGACAGUGGUCUAGGCGACCACGAGCCGGUGGGUAGUGGAACCCUGAUCUCACACCCUCUUCCUCUGGUUCAGCCACAGGACGAGUUCUACGACCAGGCCUCUCCGGACAAGAGGACUGAAGCAGAUGGCAACUCCGACCCCAACUCUGGGUUACCAGCUGGACACUGGAAUAAAACUCUGUUAAUGGACUUCCUGUUUCAAACAUAAAAGGAUGCAGAUAUUUUAACCUGCAACAAGCAUAAAGAAACAUAUUUUUAGAUAUCUGUUUGUGGUAUUGCAACUCUUUCUAAUAUGUUAAUAUUUUCUAAAAUAUAAGCUCUCUAGUAUUACAAAUUAUUUUUCUAUUAGCACAACAAACUUCCAGUGAAAUUCUCAUUAUAGAUAUACAACUCUCAGCUCCAUUUCUUAUAAAAAUUCUUUUCAAAGUAUCUUCUUUCUAAUGCAUAAUAUUCUUGGCUGGAGAAAGAAAAAGUCUUAUUAGGAAAAAGCAAAAUAAUAUCUUUCCUUGUGGAAGCUUUCUAACACUUAAAACUCAUAACUUCAUUUCCUCUGCCUCUAAGCUACACUAUGUAGAAGUCACUCCUAGUAAGUUAUAAUUAGACAUGUAGGAUAAUUCUAAUGAUGUCUUACAACUGAUGAAAUCAGUUUCAGCCCUGUCUACCACCUGAUUACCAUGGAAACCAUUGCUGGCCAACCAAGUAAUUCUGAUCAAAAGGAAUUAUUAUUAAUCCUCCUAGUAUAUGUUGGAUAGGGAUUUGCACAGCUUUUGUUAAAGUUUCUUGUGGAGGCUGAAAGGUCCAGUAAGGGUAAAUAUUAAUUCUUAAUGUGCUGGAGAGCAAGAAUGGCUUAGUCUCUAUGGGGCACAACUGGCUCUUGGUAAAUCAGAUAUUAACAGAUUAUAGGAUCAGCCUUGAACUACCCAGGGAUUAGAGAUAAACAGGUGAAUUUGUAGAGGAGGAAAAUAAUUUCUAAAGCUGGCUUAACCAAGUCAUUGCCUUGUCAAAUUGGAAUUUAAACAAGAAAGACAGAAUGAACAAGAAUUAGAAAUUUGUUAAAUAAAAAGGAUGCCUGGAUGGCUCAGUUGGUUAAGAAUUCUACUCUUGGUUUUGGCUCAGGUCUUGAUCUCAUGGUUCGUGAGUUUGAACCCCAUGUAGGGUUCUUUGCUGACAGUGUGGAGCCUGCUUGGGAUUCUCUCUGUCUCCCUACCUCUCAUCAAUCUCUCUCUCUCUCUCUCUCUCUCUCUCUCUCUCUCUCUUUCUCCCUCCCUCUGAAAAUAAAUAAAUUAAUUUUAAAAAAGAAAUUUGUUAAAUAAUAUUUAUGUAAGUCCCAAGAAAUUGAAUGAUAACACUCAACAGUUUUCUCCUUCUUUGCAUAAGUAAAUACAUGAGAUGAUGUGGAGGAUGAUGACUAAUGUCUGAUGAGAGGCAUAGUGUUGCAUAGGGAUCUUUUUUACGUAUCUACAUCAAAAUAUUUAUCAUGCUAUAUUGUGCACUUAAAAAUGGUUAAAAGAGUAGAUCUCAUGUUAGACAUUCUUAACUCAUUAAAAAUGCAGACCCAAAAUAAAAUAAAAUGUAAAAAUUGUGAAAUCAGACUUGACAUAAUAAAUACUGCCAAGAACUGAAAACAAGCUCUUAAUUAAAAGAAUCAUCACGCAAACUCAUGUCAUGUAAAGUUGUGACAAAACCAUAAGUAUUUCCCAAACUUUCAGUUUAUAUUCCAAGACUAAAAAAAAAAUACAUGAAAACCAGGAUUAUUAGUUAUGUUAGCAUUUUGUCACUAUUAAUCAUGAACAUUUUAAAACUCUUUUGUCUCGCUGGUUUUUUCGUAUUACAAUGAGUAUGUGGAAGUUCAAGAUUAAUAGCAAUGUGAAACUAAUUCAUUCAGACCAACUGAAACUUGUAACCUUGAAAAAAUGUCAUAGUUUUUACGAUUAUGUCAGAAUUAGAAAGAUAUACAUUCUUUGACCAAUUAAAAUCCAUUAUCAAUGAUGACUAAAAUUGUUUCAGCAUGUUGGCCAAGGAAUGAAUGAGUUUGUUUUGAAAUGCUCAAUAAGUAUGUGGUUUUGUCUUAAAUCCAUUUUUUGUGAAUGAUAAGAUAAAACCAAGCCAUUAUUUUCUGAACUGUUUCUUGGCCAUUCUUACCUUGAAUGUUACUUUAUAUAUUUCUUGUCUGUUUUAGUUUUCUGGCGUGUGUAGUUAGCCCCUGUUUUGCUCUUGUGUUGGCAUUCAGAAGGAGUCAGAGGGUUGAACUGGCACUUGGGCCAUGCAUUUUUGGCGUGCCCUGAUUAAACAUGUUAAUUUCUGCAGCUGUGUACACUGAAAAAGGAAAUAUCAUGUGGAUGUGCCUGGAAUUAGGAGCUACCAUUUACACCCUUUGCUAACUUAAUAAAGUUAAUCGUGAAGGUAAAUUAUGUCUAUUUAAUAUGGAUUUUUUGGUCAACAGUUAAUUCUCAAAAAUCUGAAAAUAAAUAAUGUUAUGGUGAGCAGAGGUGCCACUAUGGGAGUCCAAACAAUUUCAAAAUUGAAUUAAUCAUUAUCACUAAACUAAUAUUUUAUACUAAUAAUACCUUUAAAGCUCAUGACAAAAUGAUUUAGAUCAGAUAAAAUUAAUGAGCAACAAUCUAAAGAAUUUAUUCUUUUAGGCAAUUCCAUUCGAGUAGUUCUCAUUAGUCUGAAAUCUAGAAUUUACAUAUUUGAAUAAUUAAAGUAUUUUAUAUAUUUCAUAAGCUGUCCCAUCCUUCAAGAGAUCAUCCAUUUCUUUGUUAUCCUAGAUUUAUUUCAUUACAUCCUUUUUCCAUGAAAAGAAUGCUGGUCCAUGACCUAAUGAACAAGAAGGAGAAAUCUUUUUGGACAUUUCUCCAACUAAUUAAUUAAAGAGCUGAUUUAACAGUAAUCUUUGUCUAGAAACCUCUGUGGUUUUAUGUAAGAGGAGGAACAUAUAUCCUCUCUUUGAAAGACUAGAGUAUGCUGUUUUAUCCCCACUUUUUUCCCAUUUUUCUUAAGAGUGCAUCUAUAUACUUUGGGUAUUGUCCAGGGACCUUGGUGGUGAUCUCUAACAUUUUAGGUAUAUACUUUCUCGGGCAGCCAUUGAAAGGUACUCACAGGAGAGUCAAAGCCAAUUGCUGUCGGUAACAGCCAGUUUUGAUACAGUCAUGCUUCGUCACUAGAUAAGAAAGUUUCUAGAAGUAGGAGGUAGAAUCCUGCCCCAUACCUUUAUGUGGUUGGAAAACAUAACAGGUAGAUUUAUGGUGUAGAUACAAUCAGAUACAUUUGUCUAGCAUUAAGUUUAGAUUAAGGACCCAACUGGUUUAUUCUACUGGAGUAAUGUUUUCAAAUUUGCUAUUUGCAUACGUAACCUGGCAGCUAGGUGUAAUCUAAGGAUAUAUAAAGAAAUGGUUUUAAGAUUUAUAAUGUAAAAACCUAGAAACCUGUAGAGUAGAAAAGAAAUGUAGUACUGAGAAGUCAUAAAACAUGCACUGCUUCUACCCAGUUUUUUUUUAAAGAUACUUUUAGUGUUUUUCAUUAUUCACUAAUGAUUAUUCUUUUCCUCUUUUAAUUCAUUAAAAUAAAAACCCUAAUGAGUUUAGUGAAAAUAUAAAGUAAUAAAAUAUAAAAGAACUGGCUUAAUGUGGUUUUUGUUCUGAAGAUCAUUUUUAUAAAGAUAGUUUAUUGGCUUUGGAAACUCUGUCCUUGCAUUUAUGAAUUUCAAAACAAACCCCUGAAGUUAAAACACUCUAUGCCUGUAUAUAUUUUUUGAAAUAUCUUUUAAUAAUUAUUUAAGAGAAACCAAUUCUGUUAGAGUGGAAGAAUUUAUUUAAAACGUAUCUUGCUUUGCAAAGUACAUGCUAAAAUUAAACAAUUUUUGCUUCAAUGUAUUUUUAGGUGGUUGUCCUAAUAAUUUACUGCCCCUCUUUACAACACAAAAAUAUUAAAAUAGACAAAAAACUCACCCCGGUCUCUUAAAUUUUCAUUGCUUUGAGAAUACAAAAUUUGUCUUCAGCUCUGGUGGAUACUUGUGAAAACAUUGGCAAUAUUCAGAUUUGUUAAUGCAGCUUGUCUGCCCGUACCCAUACAGGAAGUACUCCAUUCGCCAGAGAUCGUACAAAUAACACACUUCACUUGCUGGUGAAGUCACAUCCAAAGAGUGGUUUUAAUGUUCUAGAGAUGUAAAUGGAGUGUAUGGUAGAAUGGCAAUAAAAAAGCAAUUUCAUUUAGGAAAACUCAUUUCUUAGUGUAUAUCCUGCAAAGGGAUAUUGUUUGAUUAAAAUAAAAGACAUUAAAAUUCAAUAAAGACAGGAUGAUCAUGGCUGAAGAAAGUUGAGUCAUUUUAAAGUUAAUUAUGCUUGCAGUUGAUCUUGUGGCUGUGUGGCUGAUAUAUGUGAUGUAAAUCUGUAUGUUUCCUUGAAAUCAUAUCAUAUCUCUAUGUUGGAUGCAUGGAGGAACAUGCUGGCAAAGAAGAAAAUUUUUUUAAAGGGACAGAAAAUAAGAAUAAGAACAUGAGAGGUUCUUUACAAGAAGAGGUUUGAAAAUAAUGUUCUGUUAGAUACAUUUGUCACACAUUUUCCUUAAUGAAAGAAGAAACGCAAAAGAGCUUAUUACCAAGGAUGUAGAAGACCUGGUCUAUUUGAGUCCCACUCCAUCCAUUUGUUACCUAUGUGCCUUCAGACUUGACUUCACGGCAUUCUGAAUUUAUUUUCUCAUCUAUAAAUUGGAGCUGAUGGUGUCUGUUCUACAUAUAUCAUACUGCAAAGAACAAAAGAGCUUUAUAUACAUUGUGAAAUUAACCUAUUUCAAAAUAUCUUUUAUUAGUCUAUAGUAUUUAUAAAUGUAAUAUUCGUUACAGAAAUUGAUUUAACUCUUGAAGUCUCCGCCAAAAUCUAACAAUUAUUUCUAGACAUCGAACACAAGUUGAUAAUAAAUUAAGCAAUGCCCUAAUUUCUUUUAGCAGUGGUUUGGGCAGUUUCUCCUAUAAAUCAAAGUAGCAAGUGACAUCAGCAUUGGUAUAUAUGCCUCUUGGGUCAAAAACCAUAAAUGCACAAGGGAAAUUCUGAGACAUUCUUUUAUGACAAACAUGCAAGAUCUCCUGAUACAGUCAUUACUGCAUUGGCUGAAGUUGGCCUGCUUGUAGCACAUGAAGGUAUACAUAUAUACCAACUGUUGGUGGAAUAACUCACAUUACGUGGAGAGAAAUUCAUUCAGUGUAAAGAACUAUUCAUCAGUUAUGCCAUACGUUUAAGAAUCCUUACUGCUUUUUUUCUUUUUUACCUCAAUGGGACUAGGCAUUUUAUCUUGUGUGAUAUUUGUUUACCUCAAGGUAAACUUUAACACUCAACAAAUGUAUACUUGAGAAAUUAAGGAGAAAAUAUAAACUUACGUAUAGACUAUAAUGGGUUGUAGAGUUGGAUUUGAAAAUAAAUUCUUCUAACCCUUUAUUAACUCCCUUAACAUAGUAGAGCUGUGAUAGCUAUUUGGUGGCACGAAACCAAUUUGAACCUCAUGAAAGCCAUGGACGACUUCAACGGAUUUGGUGAGAAACUAAAAGGGAUGUGUAUACAAAAUUUUGUAUAAAUUAUAAUAGGCCCUGAGCCCUUCCUCUAUGAAUGAAAUCGUGUGGAACAAUAAGCUCUUAUUUUAAAGACUAAACCCUAACUAGAAUCUCUCAAUUUAAAAAAAAACAACAACAACAAAAACAAUAACAGCUGUGGCAGCCACUGUUUAUUGACUGAUGACUGCAUGAGAAGCAGCAUACCUUACAUGUAUUUAUAUUUUAAUGAGCUAAACAAAGAUACUAUUAUAUUACUAACCACAUUUCAUAAAUGAGAUAAGUGAUAUCUAUACACAUUAAAUUUCAUCCCAAGUUCACGCAGAUAAGAAAUAACUAUUUCAGAUAAAACUCAGGUACACUAUGGGAAAUGAAUUAAAGCAGUUCCUGUUUUGAAGACACGAUGUUGGGCCAGGAAUGAAAAAUAGGGAUGUUCCUAAGGAGAAUGGCAAUGCCACACUGAAAAUCUAAGAACGAAUGAGUGUUUAAUCUUAUGCUGAGUCACAACGUUUGUACAGAAUUUUCUGUAUAAAUGUUUCUCCUUGAUCUUGGGUUUCAAACAGACCCGCUUACUUUUGUUUAGGAUCAGACUGUCCAGAUUAUAAACAUGAUGGGGUAUAUUGAACCAAAUGUUUCAGUAUUGGGCAGAACUAUCCUUCCUCAUCCUCCUUGACUAUUCUUAGCUACCUUUCUUACUGAAUUGGUUUCAGUGCUAGUAUUUUAGGACAUGCUUGCUGUUUUGAUAACCCCAAAUCUUAAUGACUAAACACAAUACCAUUUAUUUAUUCUUAUAUCACUGUUCAGAGUGAGUCUGAGAUGAGGUUUUUUUGUUGUUACACAAUUGGCUAGGUCUUAGACUCCUCUCUCAAUCCUUUAACUCUUUUAGACAAGUAGAGAGAUAUGGAAGAGGUUCAUGUGGCAUUUUAUGGGUUGGGACUGCAGAUGAUGAAUAACAAUGCACACAUUGCAUUGGUCAGAUCAGUCACAUAUCUGCUAUCCACCAACAGUAAAGAAUGGGAAAGUUUUCUUAAUGAAUGCCCGGAGGAAAAAAAAAUAGUUUUGUAAAUAAUUAACCAGACUUCCAUUUUGUCCUAGCAUGGUUUCCUGAUUGAAAUAAGCUAUCAACAAUUAUUUAGCAUGCCUUCCCUUACUAGUGCCUAAAUAAAUAGGAUACAUGGUGGGAAUGCCCAGUUCAGAUAAAAUAAUUUGCUUCUGAUGUCAAAGUGUGGCCAGGAUGCUCUUUUUUUUUUUUGUAAUAAAUAAACUUUUUGUUAAAGUAUAAUAUAGUCAAAUAAAAAUACAUAGAAGUGUACUUGCACAAACUGAAAACAACCACAUAAACAGUGCCCAGAUCAAGAAACAGAACAUAACCUCCAUCCAGAAUUUCUUUUAGGGGUCCCUUCCAAUUCCCUUUUAGUACAUGUCUUGUGGUGAACAUACAUGUGGAAUUAUUUUAGGUAUAUACCUAGGAAUGGAAUUACGGGGCAUAAGACAUGUUUUAUUAUUAUUAUUAUUAUUAUUAUUAUUAUUGUUUGUUUGUUUUUCAGCUUUAGCACAUACUGCCAAACCAAGCAGCAUUCCAAAUUUGUUAAUGCCAAUUUACAUUCCCACCUACAAUGCAUAAGACUUCUGGGUGUGCUACAUGCUCUCCUCCUUGGUAUUUUAUGUCUUCUUCAUUUUGGCCAUUCUAUUGGCAUAUAAACUAUUUCACUGUUAUUUUAUUCAUAUGUCCUCAAUGGCUAAUGUUAGUAAGCAUCUUUUUCAGUCACAAAGUGUUCUGAUUUAUGGGAUGGGAAUCCCACUCCUAAAUGUUAUUUGUUUCUGUUUAAUUUCAAAUUAUGUCUUGAAAAUUGAGAAGGUGCCAUUGUGUUUUCUCUCCCUUGUUUUUAACAAGAUCAGAAUGCAGGAACUAUCCACAGGGUGAGAUCUGCAUCCUAGAUUGUAGUUUUCUCAUCAUGGAGGAAAGUGGUAACAGGGGACCUGGUAUGUUUGAUCAUAAUUCCUUUACUGCACACCAAAGAGAAUCACCUAUAGUCUAUUCUCACCUGAACUUGGAAGGAAAAUGUUUUAUUAUGACUGUUUUGCCAUUCCUAAAAUUUUUAGCUUCUGAAAACAAUGUUCAUUUGAAGAAAUCAGUAAGAAAAAUCUAACACACCAUUGAAUGGAAAUUGCUUAUAAGCUUUCUCUCUUAUAAUUUUUCUUUCACUUCAAAAGAGAUUACAAUCAUAUGUUAUAUAUGAGUUUAAGCAAUUUAAAGGUAUGGAACUUAGGCCUGUACUAUCUUUAUAUCAAGAAUUAUAACAGUUUAAUUGAAAUUAAGGCACAGUUUAGGUUUCCAUACUCAACUCGAUAUGAAGGAAUGACCUCAGAGGUGAAGUUAGUAUACCAUGCUGUGUUCAGAAACAGAGUUCAGGAUGUAGAUGUUGAAUUGAACAAUCCAGAAGCAAAUCUGGGAGGCCUAGAAUUAUUUUUGGAACCAAAAAUGGAUAAAACCUCUAACGGUCUCCAACACUACCGAGAUUAUGAUGACUAUCCCCAUAUGUAAUUUAAAUUAAAAUAACACUGAGCCAUAAAACAAAUAUAAGAAAUUUAGCAAAAUGAGGUUUAUUAUUAUGGUUACCAGGCAAUGAUUUUUUGUGUCCCAAAUUACUUUGAAAAAUAAUGCUGUUGCUUUUCUGACAGUCCUAAUACUGUCAAAUCUGUAAGCUAUUAGAAUGAAGAGUGAAUCUCUGGUAUCCAGGGUCCCACGAUAAUACUAAAGAGAGCACUAGAGAAAACCAUCUUCUGGCUUCAGACAUUGGUUCCAUUAGGAUCUUCCAGUGUGCCUCUGCCUUCAAUCAUGGGCUCCUAAUACAGGAUUUCUCUUCUUAGCUAUUCAGCUUUUUGUGAAUAUCUGUGAAUGAUUAAAACAGAAACAUCUUGUAGUUCAUCCAUUAUUCUCAGGCAAUAUAUAAUCUCUCUAGUCUCUGCUUUGUCUUAAUGAAUUCAAUUUUAAUGAAUAUUAUGUGAAAGUACUUUGCUGUAUAUAACAUUAAAGCCUUAACGUGUGAGUGAACAUGAAAUGGGUUAAUCUUCGUAAAGUUAUUAAUACAUCUUAAAGUAUUAUCACCACUUUAACAUAUUAGUGAUUUCCCUACUCUGACUUGGCUCAUGUGAUAAGAAAGCAAUUAGAAUAUUACCAAUACAAAUAUUAUGAUAAGAGUUUUAUAUUGAAUUACCAGCUUUGAUAAAACCCUGGUAGUUUCCAUUUAAUAACUGAUUUAUAUGCUGUAGAUAAUGUACUAAUAUCCACUAUGGACAUGAUAUUUAGGUAAUCAUAUAUCCUGUUUUUCUUUUUCCAAAUGUAUCUCCACUUAAAAGGAACUGGUUAUAGACAGAGCUCCUUUGUCAAAAGCACAAUAAUUUAUAGUUUUACUUAAUUCUCCACUCACAAAUAAUGAUUAAUUUUACCAGUUACUUUCCUAAACUUAUUUGCUAUUACCCCCCAACACAUCCUGCAACACAACUUAUUUUUAAACAAUGAUCAGUCUUCCCAGCCCAUAUAAUGAAUUCCUUUGCACUUUUGUCAUCUUCCUAGAAUGACCUUCUUGACUUGUGAUUUCCACAUUCCCGAUUUCUCCUUUCAGUCUUAAAUCAAACCUCACUUUCAAUGUAGCCUAUACUGAUUUCUAGGCAGUCAGACAUUUCCUUCUUUGGACUCUCCUAGCACAUUUUUUUUUUCCAUGCUCCAUUGUAGCAUGUUUGCAUUACUAUUGAAUUAUUUUUAUAGGUCAGUCUCCUUCUUAUAGACUAAGAAUAUGAUUCAUAGACUCCUACUAUUAUGGCUGGCAUAUCAUGGAAAUAUUCGUAAAUGUUUUUAUGAAUGAAUGACUGUGUUACAGUUUAGCUUUAGAAAAUAGCUUACAAAUGAAGUUAAAAUGUUUGAGGGGCACCUGGAUUACUCAGUCAGUUGAGUGUGAGACUUUUGAUUUUGGCUCAGGUCGUGAUCCCAGGGUCAUUGGAUUGAGCCCUGGGUCGGGUUUUAUGCUGAGCACGGAGCCUGCUUGAGAUUCUCAUUCCCUCUCUCUCUCUCUCUCUUUCUUUCUCCCCCCGACCCCUCUUGCCUACUCACAUUCUCUCUCUAAAAUAAAAUGAAAUUUAAAAUAAAACAUUUGACCAUUAUUUUCAUUUUAUAUCAAUGCCACUUUAAAACGUAUAUAUAUUCUAAAUUCAUGGAAUUUUUAAAAAAUGAUGGCAGUUUUUACUACUAUAUUUCAAUUUUCUUGGCUUUCUUCAUACUUUUAUCUAGUUGACAAGCAUUGAUCACCAUUAUGUGCUACACACUGAAUUCUACUAAUGAUGCAACAGUGAACAAAACUGAGAAAUUUUCCACUUUAAUGUACCUUGCUUUAGAGUCAGGGAAAAAGGAACACAAAAAAAUGAAUAUGUGACAUAUGAUGUCAACCCAAGAAAUGCACAGCUGCUUUGAUUAAGUUUAAAGGACAAUUCAUUUGAACUUACCUUCUAAACACUGAAAUUCGACUGAGAAUACGAACAAAAAUUAUCUGAUACAUUGUGUUUUCUAUGUAAAAUCCAGAAUGCUUAUACCUGAUAAAAUGCCCUGGAUAUUUGUCAGUUUAAAGAGAAUUGGGGAGAUUCAUGUGAAGAUCUUGUCGGAAAAAUGAAUCAGUAUCACAUAGAUAAAGUUGCCUUCAUUAUAGAUUUGAUCCAAUUCUUGAAAUUUUCAACCAUUUUCACAGACUAUCUUGAUAAUUUUGUAUUUUAUAUAUUUCUAUUGUCCAUAUACAUUUUAAAUUAGAGUAACAUUGGAUCCAACUCUAUCAACACUACUGUAUUUAGCCCUUAGGUCUAAAAAAUUAAUUGUUGCCUCUUGACCAUAGAUAAUAUCUAUCUGAUCAUGCUGUUGGUUUCAAGCAAGAUUAUCCAAACAAGAGGUCAGUUAACAUGAUUGAAAUAAAGAUCCAAUUGUGAAAGUCUAAUCAACACUCUUUCUUCAGUUUUUACUAGGACAAAUGCUUAUUUGACUAGCUCUGCAACUUAAUAUUACAUCUACAAAAGAGAGCCUUCUAAUUUAAGAGUAUAUAAAAACAAGAAAAUAUAUUUUACCUAACUUAAAUGUGGGCAAAUUUGAAUGGAACCAAGGUUUGAAUGAUAUUUUUAAUACCUAGCAUAUUAAUACAUGAAGUGUGAUAUUUUGUAUUGGAUAAUAAGCAUUAUAACAUUACAACUGAUUAUAGCUCAGGGUCUCAACUCCUACAAACCAAUUAAGAGAUACACUUUAAUAUGAAUACAUACAUGUGUUUAAAUGUAUGUCAAGAAAAAAAUUUGUUUCCGUAGCAUGUGAGUUGUUCAUAUUAGCACAUAGGCAUUAUUCUCUGGUCUCUAGAUCUGUUUAUGAAAUAGAUAAAUAGCUUGAAAAAUAAGUUUCUCAUUAAUUUUCAAUUACGUGUUAAUUACGGUAAUUUUUACGAGAGCAUUUUUGUAUGUUAAGUUAGAUUUAAAAAUCUGAUGAAAGUGAGGGAAGAUUAAUUGCUUAGUAAUCAUAAAUACAAAAAUGUGAAAACUCCAAAGGCACUAAAAUUAAACUAAUAGUUAACGUUUAUUCUUUUAAUUAACAUUUGGCAAACUUGCUAUUGCAAGUUAGUGUGAUAUAAUUUAGUUGAUGAAAAUUAUAAUUGACAUUUAAUAAGUGUGUUGAUUAAAAUAUAUGUUGUUUUGUCUUCCAUUUCAAAUGACAAUUACCUGCUUAAGCAUCCCUUUCAUUUCACAGAUUAAUAAGAACAAUAGAAUUUUAAUAUUCUUCUGGCCCCAGGACUGUUAUUUAUAUGAUUUAUCCUGCAUAGGAUUUUCCCAGUACAGAAUUUACUACCUUGUAGUAAAUUAGACAUCUUCCUAAGGGCAUUGAGCCGUAUUUUCCUGGUGUGCACAAUCUAUGCCCUGGGAGUAAUUGAGGCACAUUGGGAGCUGUGUGAACUCGUACGGACCAGUGGGGUGCUAUUUAGUAAAUAACUACUUAGACUAGAUGGUAGUCACCAUUUCUUCCUCAUUCUGAAGCUAUCAUUUUUAUUUUCCAAGCACUAGCUACAAUUCUGCCUCCUUGCUUUCUCAUGUCUUCCGUCCCACGUUCACCUGUGAUAGGAACAUGUAGUGGGCCACAGAGCGCUAAUACUGAGAGGGUCCUGACAACUGAGAAGGGCGGGACACAGAGUAGGAAUUUCUCUUCUAUCUUUUCAUCUCCUCCAACCAUCUUUUCCUCUUCUUUGCUUUCUGUAAGGAUUGAUGAAAAAUAAGUUUUCCCACCACAUUCAUUAGUCUUUUCCUUUGUAGUCUGCGUUUUUCUUCCUGCUGCAUCCUAGUACUUAAAGAGAUCUCUGUCCAACUUACCUUUCAGGACAAGACAUUAAUUCAUCUAAUUUUACUAAAUAUUGCAUAUUUUAAAAUUCUAAACAAUAGCUUUCAUGAAAAGGGAUUUUAUUUAAGAACAUCAACCGUAUUUUUAUAGUUAGAGUAAAAACUCUGAAGAAUUGACUACUAUUGCUUUGAAAGUUUUCAUUCUCUACUUGCCUCAGGUAAAUUAACUCAAAUCUCAGGUAUAAUGUUGUCAUAAAUUCCCAGAGGCAGCUCUAAGCAACCUUCUCAUCUCAUUUUCUAUCGGCCUGUUGGAUUUUCAUGAUACAUUGGGCAUAUUAGACGUGGCAAUGCCAUAAUAUUCCAUUUGAUUCAAAACUUCUCUGUAGCUAAGGUUUACCUAAAUAUAAACAUUUGGCUAAUAAAUAUUAUCUCCUUUAUUUUCUAAUAUUUUCUUGAACUCAAACUUUUCUUGAACUUACUUACUUACAAGUAAGUAAAAAGAAUUUGCUUAAAUAAAACAUGUUUCCCUAUAUAUAAAAAAAUUUCACACAGAAGAAAACUAUACCAUUAAUAUCUUUGAAAAUACAACCAACAGAAAAAAAUCUUGCCAUUUGAAGCAUAUUCCUCGAAACUAUUUAGAAUUACUAAAUUGAAUGUAACAAAGAAGUAUUGUUAAUCAUCAAAACCAACAUUUUUAGAAAUCUGCCCAUUGACCAAAUUGGCUUAUCAUUUCACUGGUCUUGUUUCUGUAGUCUGUGAAAGCAUAGAAAGGAGCAUGAUGAAACACAAACCCUAAUAAAUCUCAGAAGUCAUUACAAUGCUAUUGCCCAUGUUUUUGCAAGGUUUUCUUUUUAAAGUCUCUCUGCAUAUCACUGGUGCUUUUUAAGAAAUCACUUAAUGUGUUUGUAGGUAUCUUGGUUUCAAAUAUAGUACAUUGAAAUGAAAUAUGUUCUACUUAUUUAGUAGAAUUAGUUCUACUAAUUAAAGUAAAAUUUAGUUCUACUUUAAAUUUGCUAAAGAUUUUAGUCGGCAUGUAUUGUUAAACCAUUGUAUGUUCAUGUUAUACAGGAGAAAACUAAUACUUGAUUAGUAACGUAGUAAGAGCCUUAAGAAGAUCUAUUAAUAUUAGAUAUGCUGCAUGUCCUUUUUGGACUUACAAUUCUAACAAACUAUAUCAUUGAUAAAUAGACAUAAACACUGAACAGUUUGAAUAGGACCAAGCAACAUAGUGGAAUAAAAACAGAUUUCUUUGAGUUUUGGUUUCUUCUCUACCAUUUGCUAGCUUUGUUAUCUUGAUCAAUCUGUUUAGCCUGUUUGUAUUUUAGUUGCCUUUUUAUAAAAUGUAAAUAUUAAUACUUAUAGCAUUGAUAUGCUAAUUAAAUUAGCAUAUAGAGAGUACUUUGUAUUGUUCCUUACACAUAGAAGAUGCUGAAUACAUUUUAAAUCGUCUUGUUAUGAGUCAAAAAAAAGCCUCAAAUUUUUCUUCUUUGAAUAAGAAUGUGUAGUAAUAAGAAUUUAUGCACAAUUAUAGACGCAGAUUUGAGCUGAAUAAAAAAUUAUUCUGGGGCAUUUUGGUAGCUCAGUCGGUUGAGUCUCUGACUCUUGGUUUCAGCUCAGGUCAUGAUCUCGAGUUCCAUGAGUUUGAGCCCUAUGUUGGGCUCUGUGCUGGCAGUGUGGAGCCUGCUUGGGAUUCUCUCUCUCCCCCUCUCUCUAUACCCCUCCCCUACUCAUGCUGUCUUGUUUCUCUCAAAUGGAUAAAUAAACCUAUAAAACUUAUUCUUCUCCUUUCCUCAGACCGACCUACAUACACUAUCACCACAUUUCUUCAGAAGGCGUAAUGGGUAAGAUGUACAGAUAUUGCAGUUUUAUUUAAACAAAGUGUUCAAACUGACAUUAUUCAAGUAUGCCUUAUUGCUAAACUGUAGACUUGGAAAUUUAUUUGUGAAUUUGUGAAUUGCUGCAUCCAGUCUCCUUAUGACUUGGGAAUUAACAGUUCAAAUUUCUCCCGAACUUUGAGAGGAGGUUUUUUUUUUUUAUGCCUACACCCCAGAACUUUUGUGCCUGUGUCUCACCACUUUGAGUCAGUCUAAAACUGUAAUACUUACCACAUCAUAUUUUAAAUGACUGUUUACACGUAUAGCUCCCUCCAGUUCAUUUAGCAACAUUCCAAGACUCUGCUAUGUGUCGGUGAUAAAAUGAAUCAAAAAUGUUUAUUGUUAUCCCAGAGGCAAUAGCAGGGCAAGGAAUCAGAGAGAAACCCUUGAUGGCAGGACCCUGUCACCAUGUUGUUGUUGCCUGGCUACUAACACAGGGCCAAUGUCUUUUCCUGUACAUGUACAUGUUUGCUGAAUGAAUGAAUGAAUAUACUGUUACUCCCUCACUGGAAGAAUUUAACAUCUUUAAAAAUGCAUACUCCACUGUCCCUUGAAGAGAACACUAUGCAGAGCCAAGAUUUGCAGCUGGGAGGAAAAUAGAGGACUAGUUUCACUCUUUCUUACUCUACUUUUAGCUUAGCCUAUUCUUAUUCUGACCCAAAUUUAUUUUAUUUAUUGAUGUCGAAAUAUGCCCUGAUACUAUGAUCCCAUUUUUUUUUAAAAAAAGUACAAGUUUGUCUGUCGUUAAUAUAGGUGAAUAUAAACCAGAAUACUUACAGUACCUGUCAUUGUGUGGUUGAAUUAAGAAUAAUCUUUAUUUCUCUAAAUGUUUAUAGUAAACAUGUAUUACUUUUAGAAGUAGGAAAAAAUAAGCUAUUUUUGAAACGGAGAAGUAACUCGGACUAGAAAUAGAAUGUAUAAUGGCCAACGGGUCUGGAUUUGUGCCCAUCUACAUACACAAGUACAGUUUCUAGGAAUGUUAUUUAUCCUCUGAGGCACACUUACCUCAUGGUGAGGAGGAUGAGUCGAUGAAGGUACAUUUGAUUUGCCUCACUGGUAUUUGCAUUCCUCUGAAUAAGCCCUGUAAUGCUAAGGAUGAUCUGGAUUCUAACAUGCUAACUUCACGAUCUGUGCUAGUACCUUUAACAAAAUGUCCUUGACUAUCAACAGCAAUCAUUGCUGUGAGCUUGUCUGCUAGUGAUUCAAACCAGUUGACCUCAGUCUUAAGAACUUUAAAAAUAACCAGCAAAAGUUUUUUUUUUUCCCCCUUCUCUUUAGCUACAGGCCAUUGUUCUGUGUCCUUAUAUCUUUUGACAUAUGAAUGAUGUCCUUCCCUUAGUCACACGGUUACCUUGAAGAUAUUUAUAGACCAAGUUCAGAUCCCUCUGAGGGAGCUCUUCAGUUUGCACUCUUCAGGCUCCAUGUUUUGUAUUCUCCAAACCUCCUUUGUAACAUAUUUAUUCUGGCAAAAAUGUUCUGUAUUAAAAAAAUUUGGGGGGGUCUAUUUUUCUUACCUACUGUGGGUGCAAAACAAAAAAAAAAAACAAAAAAAAAGAGAAAAAGGAAAUGAAAAAACAAAAAUCAAGUCACACCAGGAGAUUUUUUUGUGGUUCACAUAGUCAUCAUUGCGUAUUACAUAAUUUCUCCCACCCCCACUCCUAUUUGUACUGCUGCUUCUUCAGGAAAUGACAUUGGCUUGUUUCUCCCCAUGCACCGAAUUCUUUUGUGUACAUUCUUAUUAAUCCCUUUUGCUUUCCUCAGAUGUGUCAUUUUUUAAAUGCUUUAUUUAUCUAUGGUCUGAGUGUAAUCUUAUAUUUUGCUAAAUUGCAGUCGUAUCAGAAUAAAUUUUACUGUAUAAACAUUUUGCCACAAAGCAAAUAGGACACAGUGUGCAUUCUUUCUUAUUUCAGGUCACCAUUGUAAAACUGCGUGUGCUAGAACUAAUUUAAUCAUAUGCAUGCUACAAUAAAACUAAAGUUCUCUUCCCUCUCUUCUUUAUUUUAGAUCCGAUUGUACACAAUGAAAAUGUGGCUAUGAAUCCACCAAAUGUUUACUUAUUUUUAUGUAUAGAUUUAUUUUUCACAAAUUUAACUUUCUUUAAAUGUUGAGGCAUAUCUUAAAAAGAUUGAUAUGUUAAUUGCUGUCAGGUCUGAGCUAAUACUCCAUUUUUAUUGACUUGAAAUGAUUGGUAAGACAAGAGCUGAAUUUAAUAAUACAAUUGAUGAAAAGGAAGAAAGACUAUCUGGGAAUGAUAUAAGCCCAUUAACCCUAGAUAUCUCGUACAUACAUUCAGUCACUCAGCAUCUAUCCAGUUGAUAUAUAUAAAUAUAAAUUUCAAUCUUUAUCAUAACUCUAUAGUAGUAAAUUUUUUUUCUCUACUUGGCUGAGGAGGCAGCUGAGGAUAAAAAGAUUAACUUUCCUGAAAUGUGUAUUAGCACUCUACUGUCUUUUACAUUUCACUACAUUUGCAGACUAAUGUUUGUCAAUAAAAAGAUGACACAGUUCCAAGGUCUGUCCUGAGGGAGUUCAGAGUGCUACAGUUUUACAUCCAUUCUGUAUAGUCCCUUGCCAAGACCUUGAUCUAGUUUCAUGGGGCUAUAAGUCAAGCUUAAAGUAAAAAGUUUAGCAAUUUUUGUAUAAAGGUUGUGCAAGGACAUGUAUUGUUCCUUAUGACCUUUGUUAAUAUUUCUAAUAUGGUUAUUAUUAAUUUAAGAUAAAAUUUUCUGACAUUUAUAGAUUCACUGAUUGUGAUUUUUCUGUAUCUUUUAUGCAUUGGGUUAUACAGAAUGAAAUCAGAUAUUUAAAAAAGAUUGUAGACAAACAUGAUCCACCGUCUAAUAUGGAGAUUCAUAUACAAAACUUCCACUGAACUUUUUCAAAAUAUCAGCAAAAAUGGGAUAGCUAAAAUGCUACUACUUAUAGCCAAAUAAUGUUUUGAAUACAAAUAUUUUUACAAUAAAGAAGAGAGAAAAUUAUCAAGCUUUAGCUUUCAAGUUUACUUAAUAAUGUUUGAUUACCUCAAAAUAUAUAAUGCUAGUUCUCCAGUUGUAUUCUUUAUAUGUAUUGCCAUUUUUACUGAGCUUGGCUCAUUUUCUUUCAUCAUCAUCAAAAAAACACAUUUACUGAGGGUGAUCCCCCUUGGUGAUGACUGAGCUUACCAUGAAAAACACCUGUGAAGUAGAAUACUCGAUGCCAAAGUCUCCCAAACUUGGUUGAUGGGCUUCUUUAUAGGUUCAUUCAAUCCUCAAUGAACCACACUUAAAAAAAAAAAAAAGUGGCUAGGAAAGGUAUAUUUUACAUUCUCAAAAUUUUUAAUAGAUAAAGGAAGCCAUUCUGUGAGGAUGCAACUCAAAUGGAAAUGGGGCAGUUACCCAGAUUUUAUUCCUGGGCUCCUGACUUCCAAUUUACAACUAUGACAAGAACAAACUUUCCUAUCUGGAAUUCAUGCAAAACAUGAAUCUAUGUAAACCAGUGAGCUGCUAGUUUCCCACACAUGAGAUUAGAUGGAUUUGAAAAGACAUUCAUUUGUAGACAAAUAAAAGAGAUAUAAUAGCAAACAAGUCAAGUAACUAAACAAGCUUCAUUUUGCCAAUGAACGUGCAGGCAAGAGGUACUAUAGAUAAUCAAGGAUUAUGCAUUAGGACUUAACUGUUACGAUAGUGAUAUAGCUUUGUAUUCAGAAGUAUUUACCAUCUAUAUUAAACAAUUAUUUUUCACAGAUUCAUGGCAUACAUUAGUAAUUUAGAAAAUUAGUACCUUUACAAGUGGUGUUUUUUUUCUAUUUACGUAAAAAAACCAUUUUGUUAAUCUUUUCAAAGCAACAGUGUCCAAUUUUCUGAUGUUGGCAUUGUCACUGAAACCUGUUCCCUUUUUCAUUUUUCCAUAUGUUUGUUUGCCAUAAAAAUGACAGCACACAGCUCACUGACUUCAAAUUAAAUAUAUAAUAUCAGAAUUUAUACAAUAGAUAAACUAGACAGUAAUCAUGCUAUGUAAGAUUCUGUGAUAAAAUGCUCUAAUUAUAAAUCAUGUUAAAGAAUUGUUUUUAAUGUGGAACUCCACUGGUACAUUUAGUUUCCACAUAUUUACUCUUAAAAAUAACAAUGAUAAUAAUAGUAAUAAUAAUAAUAAUAAUGAAUAGUGAUUUCAGUGAGUGACUUUUCAACCUUACAUGGUGUAAUUUUCCCCAUGUUUACGAACAGUAUCAACGUAAACCUAAAUUUGUACUGUUCAAAGGUCAAGCGGUAAUCUGGGAAAUACAAUAUAUUAAAAUAGAUGCUUGAAUAAAUUAAAGGACUAUUUAAAUAUUAACCACUUCAGUGGAGGUAUUCUCUCUAGAUGUGCUUUAAGUUCAGAGAAUAUACUUAUGGCUCAUAUAUUCUACUGAAUAUCUAUGGUUGAAAAAAGAUAAAUAGAACUAUGCUGUUUACUAUUCUCCUCAACUGCAUUAACAUGCAGAACCCCAAUUCUCUGCUUCUGGCAGGCAAUAUUUUUUUUCUUUUUCAUUAAUGCAAUGAGUUGAAUAGAAAGAAAGAAUCACUGUCCUAUUACCUACUAAACAGACUAGUGUCCACGUGGCCAAUUUGAUCACUUUCUUCCAUAAUCAGUGUUUAGUACAAACCAAGAAACAUUUUGCUCCUACCUCUCCAUUUUCUAUCAUGGCUAUCAGUACUGAUCAGCUUCUGUCACUACAGCAUUACGUUAUGAUGGACAUGUUUAUAAUUAAUUAGACUAUAACUUAGCUUUCAUUAAUUACAUUUUGGAUGGAUGUCUUCAUUUCUUGCUGCUGAUGAGAUUUGAUAGGGAUUAGAAUUCUUAAUGAACUUCAGAAGACACCCCUGUCUGUUCAACCAAGAGUGUAUUUACCAAACUUCGAUACCUUUUUUUUUUCCUUUGGUAUACCACCCACAGAUGUCCAAAUGCGUCUAAUUUAUAAUAAACACUAGUUAUUCUAACAGGAAGGAUUUUGUAUAAAACUAUUUCCCCAAAAGUUUGGCCUGCACAUAUACAUGUAAAAUGCUAUGCUAGAUAAUCCUAGUAACCUGAACAUAUACAUUUCAGCUACCUCCUCAACUCCUAAGACAUAAUUUAUGCCUUAGGAGAAUUUUUUAAGAGCACUUUUGUGAAACAAAGGCACAUUCAUAGGCAAAUCUUUUUCCCCCCAUUUUCUGAAAAUAGGUUAAGCUCUGAGGCCAUUGGGAUGGAUUGUCUUCCCAAAUAAAUGGACAAAAGGUCUUUGAUUAGAUUGGAAAAUUAAAAAAUAAACUUGUUAUUUACUAGCUGUGGUUUGUUGGAUUCUUGCUUUUAUUAGUGACAAGCCAUGGGAAACUAAGUUACACAUUAGUGCGAAAGGAAGUCGCUGAGACUGCUGCACCAUUAAAUGUUAUAACUUCAGAAGGCAUUGGGAAUAAAAAGUUCACUGUGACCAAAAUCAUCCAACUUUAAUGGUCUUUAUCUGUAAUGUCUUUCACAAAGCUCUUUAGGCAGGAAGAGAGAUGAAGUUUUAUUGGUUUACUAGUGACAUAUAUUCAAACAAGAUAUGUAGUGCAAUAUUCACUAUUCUUUUGUGUCUAACAGCAAGUACCAUAAAAUGAUGAACAUAAUAGAACUUUAGAUUUUGAAUUUUUCAUUCAAAUUAGGCAAAAGAGUUGUUCUGCACUGAUACUAGCAUUCCAUUUGUUAUGGUUUGACCAUCCUGUGCAAAAACAUUAUUUCUUUAGCAAAUGAACUGAGAUUGUAUGUAUUGCUUUUAGGUAUAACUGCAAGUAUCAUUGAUGAAGUUUCCAGGUAUCUAUUUCUUUACUUUUCAGUAGAGUAAUUAAAAGUAAAGAUUGACUAGUAUAAUUCUAAGCAUUGCUAAGAUCUUGCAGAAGUUUACAUAGAUUUAGCCCCAUGCCUCUUACCCUGCAAAUUCUGAACAACUUUAAUGUUUGUUUAUUUUUGGAGGAGAGAGAGAGAGAGAGAGAGAGAGAGAAUGAGUAGGGGAGGGGCAGAGAGAGAGAGGGAGACACAGAAUACAAAGCAGGCUCCAGGCUCUGAGCUGUCAGCACAGAGCCCAACAUGGGGCUUGAACUCACAAACCGUGAGAUCAUGACCAGAGUUGAAGUCGGAUGCUUAACCAACUGAGCCACCCACGUGCCCCCAGACAACUUUACUCAGAGGACAAUCAAAUAAAAUGAUGAGUCUAAUAAUAUGAUGACCUUUUCUUUCUCUUUUUUUCUUCUUAUUUUUAAAAACAUGGAUGUGUAUUUGUUUUGGUAGUAUAAACUUUGGGCAGUGUACAAGGAAUGUGUAAUAGGACUUCAGAAUUAUCAUGAACACUUGUGGGACAAUUGGGAAAUUAACAAUGUUGCCAUCCAGUGGCACUUAAUUCAGGUUAGGUUUCCAUUUUCUGGUCUGUGGCCUUUAUAAAUGAUAGAGUCUCAGUGUUGGAGGAGACCAUCUGUCCAGGUCGCCUGAAGCUUAGAUUCUUACUAUACUAUUCCCAAAUGGCCUUUCACACAAUGUUUGUAUAUCUCUGGGGAAAGGAACUCACACCUUCCUCUGAAGAAACUCAAUUUUCUUAGGCUUGCUCAGAUUAUAAAUUUUGUUUUUUUCAAAAAUGGAAUAAAAAUCCAUUUUAUCAUUAUCACAUACUUAUCCCACUUAGGAUCAUACAGAAAAAGUCUAAUAUCUCAUCCACAUUAGGGGCCCCCAGGUGGCUCAUUCGUUUAUGCGUCUGACUCUUGGUUUCAGUUCAGGUUGUGAUCUCACGGUUUGUGGGAUCUAGCCCACAUAGGACUCGGCACUGAUAGCGUGGGGCCGGCUUGGGAUCCUCUCUCCCUCUUCCUCUGCCCCUUUCCUGCCUGUGCUUGCUUUCUCUCUCUCUCUCAAAAUAAAUAGAUAAAAUUAAAAAAAAAAAUCUACUGCCCAAUCAGUACACUUUUGGAGUCUUGGAUAUGAUCUGAAGGAGAGUUUUUAGAAAUUCUUAUGAUUUAUUUUAAUUUUUUCUUUGCUUUUUUUAAAAUAUUUUUGUCUUUGGGCUGAUAAUGUGCACUGUCUGGUGGGAGUUCAUAAAGUGCCAACAGUACCCAAAUGUUAUCUCCUUUUAACUUUGACUCACACCAUUGAAAAAGUAGAUGGUUUCAGAAUUCUCAGGUCACACUGCUUUCAGAGUGCCCAGAAAAACAACAGACAAAAAAUACAAAAGGUUGUAUUCCACAUGCUAUUUUCAUUUAUUAACAAUUUUUUUUUUCAUCCCUUCCACCCCAACAAAGUAGCAAUAUCUAUUAAAACAGCUUGGAAUUCACUGAAGCAACAACACUUAGAAUUUAGUAAUGAGGCAUUCCUCUGGCUUCACAUCUGUUAACAUUUUUGCCGUAGACUAAAUUUCGAAGGGAAACCAAUAAAAAUUCCUGACAGUAAUCAGGAAAUAUUCUGAAGCAAUUACACAUUAGAAGUCCAUUCUUAUAAUAUGGUUUUUAAGGUGAAACAAUAUGUGAUCUCAUAUGAAUUAAUUUACAGCCUCCUUGUAUAUAAUAAAAUGAUUUGUCUUUUAUAAUCAAAAGGUAGAAGGCAUAAGACUGAUGCUUCUGUCACUUGCCUCAGUUUUUCCUAUUAUCUUGUAUCUCUUUUAUUUUUCAUGUGGCUCUUUUUUUCGCCCUUAGCAUUCUUAUCUAUCUGUUUUUAAGAUGAUAAUGUCUUUCAUUCUUUGAAGUUGGAUGAGGGUAGAAGGGAACUGGGAAGUGGUUCCAGAAGAAAGACAGAGCAUGAUAAGGGAAUGCAAGAUAGCAGCAGUCAGCACAGGGUGGAGCAUCUGGUAGCAAAACGAUGUGACAGUUGUUAUACAUUGGGUACUACCUAGCCAGUUACAGUAGAACUUAUUUGUGGGUUGUGGAAAAAAAUAUGCCGUGGAUUCUACCCGUGAAGAAAUGACGUUUAUCACAAUGUGGACAGAUUUGAAAGUGUGGCAAUGUAGAGCAGGGGGUCAAUGAAUCUGAACUGUUUUCUGGAACAGAUGCAUUUGAGGGAGGCAUUCUGGCAGAGAAUGUUUCCAUCAUAAACACUCCCUUGAACUUUCACUUCAUAGCACAGCUAUCUUCAUUUAAAUAAGAAGGGGUGAGAGGUAGAUGGUCAAAAUAAUGUUGGAGGGAGAGCUAAGUUUUCCUUGACAUUAUGGAUGUCUUUAAUCACAUUCUCUUUUAAAAAUUAACUUACAAAAUAUCUUCAGCCUGUUUAUUUUAAAAACUGAAUCCCAGAUACUACAUUUGGGUCUACCCAGUCUCAUCAAUUUAUCUCAUUCACAAUUUUAGCAUCAAAAGUCUCAUCUAUUAAUACCAUAGUGAUGGCUAAGAAGUUAUGAGCAUCUUCCUCUAAGCAAUGCUAGUUCUUUUCAGUGUAUUAUUUUUAUGCUUUCAGAAGUCAUACUUGUCCCAUUUUUAUAAGUCUGUCUCUUCACAAAGGAAAGCGGAUAUGCAUGUAGUUUUGUUUGUGCAUCUGUAACAUUUUUACCAUUUCAAAAUUCAAAUCUGUUUUUUUUUCUGGGGGGGGGCAAAAUAAAAAGUAUGACAUAAUGGUUGUCAUGUUGAAAUAUUACACAUCCAGAGCUGACGGCAAAUUACAGUGUGAAGAAUUGUAGUAGUAAUUUGAUCACAUGGGCAAGUCUGAUCUCUCAGAAAUAACAUAUGUUCCACAUUUUCAGCAGUAUUUGGUGGCAUACUGCGAAAACUCUAAGCCUUUGAACUUGUUUAACUCCUGGACUUUAUUAACCCCUGUCAUAGACCAUUCAGAGCUCAAGUGCACAAAGCAAAUGUAUUUAUGUUUCCGUAAAGUUAAAACAAGAAGAUCUUCCUCGGGAUCAUAAAACAGUCCAUACAUACCCCCCCACCCCCACGCCCACCCGCCCCCCCCCCCCCCCCGGCAGCUUUUGUCAUGCCAAAUGUUCUCCAUCCAGGAAGGGAAGAGUUGUGGGAACACUCUCCUUUCUAUCAAGAAGGGGCUUUAUUGCUCUAAGGAACCUGGGGCCAGCUCAAGAGUUUCAUGUAAACUUUGCAUAACCAAGGCCCUACUUUAUUUUGUAAGAGCUGUACAAUGUGACAUAUGCCAAAGUAAAUAGCUGUUGUAGCUAAGUCAGCAUCUCCACAAGUUUGUAGAAAACCAAGCCCAUUUGUUUAUUUUCAUUGCAGUUGAAAAACACUGACACAUGAAAGCAAGUUGAUCAAAUCUGUUCCAAAUUGCAGAGUGAAAUUUAAAGUGUUAGGAAAGAGAUGAAAAUAAAUGAACUGCACAAAAUGCAUGUCUAGUCUUUGAUUUUUUUAAUGUAGUCUUCUUUUUAAUCUUUUAGGAUAGAAAUGUAUUUUUUUUCUUUCAAUUUUCAAGUGUUUGAAGAAAGGGCCCCUUUCUACCUAUUAAUCUAAGUGAGAAUUUCAUAUACAAAAGGAAAAAAAUACAUUUUAACAUUAGAUACCCACGACACAAGUUUAAUAUCUGAAACUGAGUAUGUGAAGCUACAUUAGGAGACAACUUCGGUAAUUUUUAGAGGGACAUUUAUUUUUUGCUCGUUUGCCUCAUAUCAGAGGUCAGUAAUUAGUUUACAAACACAAAUUACAGCUCAAUCUUAACAAAGAUUGUUUUUAAAUAAAAAAUAGUAAAUAGUCUGAGAAUUCUUGGAAAAGAUCAUUUAUAUGUUAAAUCUGUGACAUAAUAGGUACAUGGGUGUUCAUAGAACAUAUCACUAAAUAAUUGUGAAGGUAUUAAAAUUGUAGUGGUUUCAGAAUUUCUUUAAGGACAAAUUUAGUAUUUAAAAAUCAAGAACUAUACCCUUGCGACCGUAAGUAAAUGGCCAUACAGGAAGAUGGUAAGAUAUGAAAAGAUGGGGAAUGAAUUAUAGGCACUUGCAUUUUUUCCUUGUAAGAUUCCUUGUCUUGUGACAGUUUUACUCAAACAUGGAGGUGUCAACUUGCAGAACAAUGUGCUUGGAAUUAGGCACACGAUGCUUGUUAACAGUAACAAGGCUUGUUAAUCUAAAUCUCUGCAGACUCCACUGAAAAUAUCCUUUCGUGCAUAGGGGUAGCAAAUAAUGAACAUAUUCCCUGUGUGUGUUUGUUUAGCUCAAGCAGUGCCUUCAGCUUUCCCUAUAAAACAUUUUAGAUAUCUAGAACAAUUUACCAUAUCCAGCCUUCAGUUCGCUUAACGUCAUGCCAGAUUGUUUUUACUCAAUUAACAAAAGGACAAAAAUUGGGCAGAGGCCAAAGGAAAGCAACUGAGGUACAAAAAGUGAGUACAAGCUUGGACACCAGGAUUGGUAUGGAAAGGCUGUUAGCCUAAGGGAGGAAAAAGUUACUUUAUACCAUUGUUCAGUUAUCUUAUUGUAUCUUAUAUUCAGGAUACCAAUUAUCUAUCUCUGCUGAAGGGGAAAAAUAAUACUUAAAAUUAAAGAGAUUAUUUAAUUUAUACAUAAAUAAAGAAUAGCUGUAAGCGUUCUAUGAUAAAUGUAGUAAUAAUAUAAAUAAAAUCUUCUUUCCAAAGAAUGGUGCAUUACAGAAAAAUCCUUCUUCCUUGCCUGGUCUAUAUCUAUGCCGAUAAAGGAAGGUCCUAUUAGUCAUAUCCCUCUGACUGGACUAUAACUCUGAGUUUUGGAUGUAAUUUGAACAGGGUCCCAACCAUUCAUAUCUGCUCUCAAACUGGUCUUGAGAGCUCUAUAUGUAAAUUCUCCUAGGAAAAGUUCAACAGCAGAGAAUUAUUUGAUAUAUGUUCUUAUGGUCCCUAUAUAGAUUAUGGAAUUGGUUUUUCUAUUUUAUUUAUUUUUUAUUUUUUAAAGUUUGGGGUGCCUGAGUGGCUCAGUCGGUUGAGUGUCUGACUUCGACUCAGGUCGUGAUACUGCAGUUCAUGGGUUUAAGCCCCGUGUCGGGCUCUGUGCAGACAACUUCAAGCCUGGAGCCUGCUUCAGAUUCUGUGUCUCCAUCUCUCUCUGCCCCUCCCCCGCUCACAGUCUGUGUCUCUGUCUCUCAAAAGAUGAAUAAAUGUCAAAAAAAUUUUUAAUUUUAAAGUUAUUUAUUUAUUUUGAGAGAGAGAGAGAGAGAAAAAAACCAGUGGGGAGGGGGGGCAGAGAGAGAGUAAGAGAGAAUUCCAAACAGGCUCCCCACAGUUAGCGCAGAGCCCAACACAGGGAUUGAACUCAUAAACUGUGAGAUUGUGACCUGAGUUGAGAUCAAGAGUUGGAUGCUUAACCAAAUAAGCCACCCAGGCUCCCCUCUUUGUUGUUUUUCAAUGAGGAGUAUUACUUGAAAAUAUCUGUAGGGUGAUAUUUCUAUUUCUCUGGGAGCAGCUCUCCACUCUAGUGAAUGAUACUGAAUUUCAGCAUCUAUAGCCACAUUGUAAGUAUCUGUCUAGAUCAAUAUUGAAAUAAAACCAUUUGGAAAAGGUUGACCUUACAUGAAUAAAGGUUGUACACAUUUCAGAAGAGAAUCUCUUUCUUAUAUACAUACAUAGUGAAUUUCUCUUCCUCGCUGCCUCUAAGGUAUUUAUUUUAGGAUAUCUGUGUGUGUAUGUAUGUAUGUAUGUAUGUAUGUAUGUAUGUAUGUAUGUACCUAUCGAUCUAUCUAUCGAUCUAUCUAUCUAUCUUCACUGGUCAAAGUCAAGCAUGCUAGCCAGGCUUUCAAAAUUGUAAGAGUCAGCAUUUCAAGAAUUUUUCUGUAACAUUUUAGGCAAAGAUAAAUGAUAUUUAACUUACUACACCAAGAAGUGAUUAUCCAAUUUAUCCAGUUUAAGGAAAGAUUUCAACUGAUAUGAAUGUCAGUCUUUAUGUAGAACUCUCUUGUCAUGAAGAAGGUCAAAAUAUUUCUUCCCGGUGACAUGACUGAAAAAUUCCAAUCAUU
Molecule: messenger RNA, 29516 nt
Organism: Acinonyx jubatus (cheetah)
Lineage: Eukaryota; Metazoa; Chordata; Mammalia; Carnivora; Felidae
Gene: PCDH9
Product: protocadherin 9
Exons: 5
Coding region: 707-4105 (1132 amino acids)
Biological process (GO): homophilic cell-cell adhesion
Cellular component (GO): plasma membrane
Molecular function (GO): calcium ion binding
Source: RefSeq, a predicted model, not a curated record